Messenger RNA from Odobenus rosmarus divergens (Pacific walrus), 1146 nucleotides. It is a transcript of the gene PPP1R3E, whose product is annotated as protein phosphatase 1, regulatory subunit 3E. The coding region runs from base 1 to 834 and encodes 277 amino acids. The record is from RefSeq and is a predicted model, not a curated record. NCBI's taxonomy places the organism in Eukaryota, Metazoa, Chordata, Mammalia, Carnivora, Odobenidae. Gene Ontology annotation, biological process: regulation of glycogen biosynthetic process. Gene Ontology annotation, molecular function: glycogen binding; protein phosphatase 1 binding. The transcript is spliced from 4 exons. Gene Ontology annotation, cellular component: protein phosphatase type 1 complex.
AUGUCUCGAGAGCGGCCCCCCCGCACCGACAUUCCCCGCAACCUUAGCUUCAUAGCCGCACUAACAGAGCGUGCCUACUACCGCAGCCAGCGGCCCAGCCUCGAGGAGGAGCCGGAGGUGGAGCCAGGCGAGGGCGGGACGCGCCUUGGGUCGCGAUCCCGCGCUCACGCUCCGAGUCGGGGUCGCCGGGCCCUUUCUGCGCCCGCCGGAGGCGGCGGGAUCCGGGCGCCCCGCAGCCCCGACACCCGCAAAAGAGUGCGUUUCGCCGACGCGCUUGGGCUGGAGCUGGCCGCGGUGCGCCGCUUCCGCCCCGGAGAGCUGCCCCGGGUGCCCCGCCACGUGCAAGUCCAGCUGCAGAGGGACGCCCUCCGCCACUUCGCGCCGUGCCAGCCUCGCGCCCGCGGCCUCCAGGAAGCGCGCGCCGCCCUGGAGCCGGCCAGCGAGCCUGGCUUCGCCGCCCGCUUGCAGGCGCAGCGCAUCUGCCUGGAACGCGCCGAGGCGGGCCCGCUGGGCGUGGCCGGGAGCGCGCGCGUGCUGGACCUGGCCUACGAGAAGCGCGUGAGCGUGCGCUGGAGCGCCGACGGCUGGCGGAGCCAACGCGAGGCACCGGCCUUGUACGCCGGCCCGGCCCCGCCCCCGCCGCGCGCAGACCGCUUCGCCUUCCGCCUUCCGGCGCCACCCAUUGGGGGCGCCCUGCUUUUCGCCUUGCGCUACCGCGUGACCGGCCACGAGUUCUGGGACAACAACGGCGGCCGUGACUAUGCUCUACGUGGGCCCGAGCACCCCAGGAGUGGCGGAGCCCCGGAGCCCCAGGGCUGGAUCCACUUUAUCUGAGACGCCUGGGCCGACGGCGGGAAAGCCAAAGGCUCCUUCUUGACAGUCUUCUAGAAGGGAGAAGAGGGAAAAGAAGCAGUUCCUGAUGCAGAUGAACAGCUGCUCCCAGGUCAUAUUUCCAGCAGAGUGAAGAAAGAACCUCCUGGAAGCCACCAAGCAAAGCACUUUUUUAGUCAUCAAUGAAGAGCCCAAGGGAGGAUGAUGGAGGGAGCCUGGGUCAAGGCUCAGUGUAUACUAAUCUCUUGCCUAAUGUGUAUGCACUAUUGUCAUGUUGUAUUAACAAUCAUAAUAGCUCACAUUUACUUAUCCACU